GUGCCUACAGAGAGGUUCUGGACAUGCAGAAGGAGAUGGUUCGGUCUUUAACAGAGCAGAACCAGGCCCUGGGGGCAGACAGGAGGGUGCUGGAGCAGAGGUGUACAGAACAGAGCCUGCAGCUGCAGAGGAGCCACCAGAGGGUCCAGAGUCUGGAGCGGGAACUCAGCAAGGCCCCUGUCCCUACAGCAGGUGAACAGGCAGAGCUGCUGAGUCUGAGGCAGCAAGCCCAGGAGGUGGUCGACGAGAACGACAGCCUGAAGAUGACCGUCCAUCGCCUCAACGUGGAGCUCAGCCGCUACCAGACACGCUUCAGACCCCUGAGCAAAGAAGAGAGCUCCAGGACCCAUGGCCUGCCACUUAAAGGAUCUGCUCCUCCCUGGCUGCUGGACAUGAAAUAUUUAUCUCCAUUGUUGUUGUCUUAUGAAGACCGGCUCACUGAGAAAGAUGCUCUCCUGCAGACCUCGGAGGUAAGA
Oncorhynchus gorbuscha (pink salmon) is the source of this 476-nucleotide messenger RNA. RefSeq names its product centrosomal protein of 89 kDa-like. The transcript has 4 exons. NCBI's taxonomy places the organism in Eukaryota, Metazoa, Chordata, Actinopteri, Salmoniformes, Salmonidae. The annotation marks the transcript as partial. Gene Ontology annotation, biological process: chemical synaptic transmission; mitochondrion organization; cilium assembly. The record is from RefSeq and is a predicted model, not a curated record. Gene Ontology annotation, cellular component: ciliary transition fiber; centriole.